AUACAGUGUCCGCUAGCUCGUUUGCACACGAGGGCAUACCCAGCUUUUUGUGUAAAGCUGAAACCCGAAACAACCUGGAAGGUGUGUCCGAGACUUCGUAAGCAACAAAUGAAUAGCGGUUGAAACGGAAGGGAGAGUGGGAGACGACAGUUGAAAACUGAAGUAUUUUGAUUCGUUAAUCUUUAAACACGGAGUCAAAAGAGUUCGACUCAUCAGAGAAAUUGAUUGAUCAUUAAAAGAGGAAGAAGAAGAAGAAGAAGAAGAAGAAGAAGAAGAGAGAGAGAGAGAGAGAGAGAGAGAGAGAGAUGCAAACCCAUAUGGGUUACUAGCUCUAUCUAUAGAGAAUUCUUUGCCGUUGAAAGGCGUGAGAGGAAUGGAUCUCAGAAGAUCGAUAUUUGGAUUCGCCGUUUUGGUUGUCUUUGUGGUCUGCCAUGUCUCGGCCAAUGUGGUAUUGAAUGUGGUGAACAAGUUUGAUGGGCGGCAGCAGGGGUCUCUGAGUGCCAUGAAAGAACAUGAUAGUCGUCGUCACCGUCGGAUGCUGUAUAACAUUGAUCUCCCCUUGGGUGGAAAUGGGCUUGCAGAUUCUACCGGGCUUUACUUUACACAACUUGGAAUCGGCUCUCCUACAAAGACAUACUAUGUUCAAGUUGACACAGGAAGUGACAUUUUAUGGGUGAAUUGCGUCGGAUGUGCUAAUUGUCCAACGAAAAGCGAUCUUGGUGUUGAUCUUAAGCUGUAUGAUCCAAAUGCCUCGAAUACUGCACAAAUAGUUGGUUGUGAUGCAGAGUUCUGUGCUGUUGCAUCUGGAGGACCCAUUCCUGGUUGCAUCCCUAAUUCAUCCUACUGUGGAUAUAAUGUGGUAUAUGGGGAUGGGAGUUCAACUUCUGGAUACUAUGUGAAUGAUGUUAUACAAUUUAAUCAAGUUACUGGAAACCUCCAAACUACAACAACAAAUAAAAGCAUUAUUUUUGGGUGUGGUGCUAAACAAUCUGGUGAUCUAGGUUCAACUAAUGGAGCACUUGAUGGCAUACUUGGUUUUGGACAGUCAAAUUCGUCCAUGAUUUCCCAACUAGCUUCAUCUGGAAAAGUAAACAAGAUUUUUUCUCACUGCUUUGGUGGUGCUAAUGGAGGUGGAAUCUUUGCUAUUGGAGAAGUGGUACAGCCCAAAGUAAAGACAACUUCAUUGGUACAGAAUCAGCCACACUACAAUGUCAAUAUGGAGUCAGUGGAGGUCGGUGGUACUGUUCUGCAACUUCCCACUGAUGUAUUUGAUACUGGGAACCAGAAAGGGACUAUAAUUGACAGUGGUACAACCUUGGCUUAUCUUGCAGACGUGAUUUAUGAACCUAUGAUGAAUGCGAUAAUGGCUCAAAACCCCAAUUUGACAUUUCAAUCUGUUGAGGGUCAGUUUUCAUGCUUUCAGUAUACUGACAGCGUGGAUAAGGGAUUUCCAAGUGUCACUUUCAAUUUUCAAAAUUCACUCGCUUUAGUGGUUUAUCCUCAUGAUUAUCUAUUCCAGUACCAAGGAGAAACGUGGUGCAUUGGUUGGCAAAAUAGUGGAAAUCAGUCCAGAGAGGCGAGGGAUUUGAAUCUCUUGGGAGAUUUAGUCUUAUCAAAUAAGCUAGUUAUAUAUGAUCUUGAAAAUCAGACCAUUGGGUGGACUGAAUACAACUGUUCUUCCACCAUUAAAAUGCAGAAUGAUCAGACUCGAGCUUCAUUUCAAGUAGGUUACCAUGAUAUUUCUUCUGCCUGGAGUCCUGAUAUGGGAAGGUUUGUAACAUUCUUGUUACUAACGUUCAUGCUGCAUAAUUUGACUGAUUUUUUUUUUGUGGUUAAUAGGUUGUUUGAGUUCCAUUGAUUUUGUUGUUUCAUAAUUUUUUAUUCAAAUGUGCACUUGAUAGUCGUUUUUAUUUAUACAGCCCCCAAUAUUUUUCAGUGUACAUUUUUGAGAGACAGGACACAUGUCUAUCCUUGUGCAUAUAAUGGAGUAUCUUAUAAAAGAUUGAUAAUCAUACAUUUCUGUAAUGAAGAGUCGAUGUUCGGGAUUGUUUGAAUUGAAAAACAUGGGGAAAGUCCCAUACAUUCCCAUAUA
Molecule: messenger RNA, 2092 nt
Organism: Macadamia integrifolia
Lineage: Eukaryota; Viridiplantae; Streptophyta; Magnoliopsida; Proteales; Proteaceae
Product: aspartic proteinase 36-like
Exons: 12
Coding region: 374-1858 (494 amino acids)
Biological process (GO): proteolysis
Molecular function (GO): aspartic-type endopeptidase activity
Source: RefSeq, a predicted model, not a curated record